This is a messenger RNA of Canariomyces notabilis, 1386 nucleotides long. RefSeq names its product 26S proteasome subunit P45. Lineage: Eukaryota; Fungi; Ascomycota; Sordariomycetes; Sordariales; Chaetomiaceae. Gene Ontology annotation, biological process: proteasome-mediated ubiquitin-dependent protein catabolic process. Bases 1 to 1386 code for a protein of 461 amino acids. The transcript has 4 exons. The record is from RefSeq and is a predicted model, not a curated record. Gene Ontology annotation, molecular function: ATP binding; ATP hydrolysis activity; proteasome-activating activity. Gene Ontology annotation, cellular component: proteasome regulatory particle, base subcomplex.
AUGUCAACCUUAGAGGAGCUCGAUGAUCUCGAGCGCCGCGAGCGCGAUGACAAGAAGGACAAGAAGGACAAAGACGACGACAAGGACAAGAGAAAGCAAGGAGAUGGUGACGCCGAGAUGAAGGAUGCAGAGCCCGAGGACAACGUCUUGGAUGAGGAGAUCCUGAGCCUCAGUACAGAAGACAUCAAGACUCGCCGGCGCCUGCUCGAGAAUGAUGCGAGGAUCAUGAAGAGCGAGUAUCAGCGAUUAUCACAUGAGAAAGCCACCAUGGCCGAGAAGAUCAAGGAGAACAUGGAGAAGAUCGCCAACAAUCGCCAACUCCCCUACCUCGUCGGCAAUGUCGUCGAGCUCCUAGAUCUGGACCCUACUGCUGAAUCAUCGGAGGAGGGUGCGAACAUUGACUUGGAUGCCACGCGAGUGGGCAAGUCGGCCGUGAUCAAGACGUCCACGAGGCAAACCAUCUUCCUGCCCCUCAUUGGCCUCGUCGACCCUGAAAAGCUGCGACCCGGCGACCUCAUCGGGGUAAAUAAGGACUCAUACUUGAUAUUGGAUACGCUUCCGGCAGAAUAUGACAGCAGAGUCAAGGCUAUGGAGGUUGACGAGAAGCCAACCGAGAAGUACAGUGAUGUCGGCGGUCUUGACAAGCAGAUUGAGGAGCUCAUUGAGGCCAUCGUGUGGCCCAUGAAGGAGGCGGAGCGGUUCAAAAAGAUUGGCAUCAAAGCACCCAAGGGUGCUCUCAUGUAUGGUCCGCCGGGCACAGGCAAAACACUCCUUGCAAGAGCAUGCGCCGCCCAGACCGAGGCCACCUUCCUUAAACUUGCCGGGCCACAAUUAGUACAGAUGUUCAUUGGAGACGGCGCCAAGCUUGUCCGCGACUGUUUCGCGCUGGCUAAGGAGAAAGCCCCGGCAAUCAUCUUCAUUGACGAGUUGGACGCCGUCGGUACGAAGCGGUUCGACAGCGAGAAGAGUGGCGAUCGUGAGGUGCAGCGGACCAUGUUGGAGUUGCUUAACCAACUAGACGGGUUCGCUUCGGACGACCGCAUCAAGGUGAUCGCCGCCACGAACCGUGUUGAUGUUCUGGACCCCGCCCUGCUCCGAUCCGGUCGUCUUGACCGCAAGAUCGAGUUCCCGCUCCCCAACGAAGAGGCGCGCGCACAGAUCCUCAAGAUCCACUCCCGCAAGAUGAAGGUUGACCCUGCUGUCAACUGGGGCGAGCUGGCCCGCAGCACUGACGAGUUUGGCGGCGCCAUGCUCAAGGCCGUCUGUGUCGAGGCUGGCAUGAUUGCCCUGCGGAUGGGCAAGAACAAGAUUGGCCACGAGCACUAUGUUGAUGCCAUCGCCGAGGUGCAGGCCAAGAAGAAAGACACGGUCAACUUUUACGCCUAA